AUGGGCAACACCCUUGAUAGUAAUAAAUCCAAGAACUUGUUUAAUUAUGAGAAUUAUAAAUAUAGAGGAAAAUUAAAUAAUAAUAAUCAACCACAUGGUAAAGGUAUUAUUUUAUAUAAUUCUGGCGAAUCCUUUUAUUGUUCUUUUAUAAAUGGCAAGAAAGAAGGAAAAGGUAUAUAUAUUGAUAAAAAUUUAACAAGAUAUAUAAAUAUUUGGAAGGAUGAUAAAGUCAUAGGUAAAGUAAAAGUUCUUCCUUAUAAUAGUAAUAGAGUCUAUUAUUUUUAUUACAAACAUGAUAUCAUUGAGAAAUGUAUAUAUUUUGAUAAUAUAAAUAAUAAAGAAUAUUAUCAUAAACAUAAUACUUAUACUAACUAUCUCCAUAAUAAUUCUCAUAAUCAUUCUUAUUCUGAUAAGGAAGAAAAAAGAAAUUAUUCAAUAGAACACACCAAUUAUAAAGAACAAUUAUAUAAUUAUAUUGAUACUACUCAUAUCAAGAAAAAAAAUAACAACAACAACAAAAACAACAACAAAAACAACAGCAAUAAUAAUAAUAAUAAUAAUUUUAGUAAUGAUAUUUUUAAUAAGAAUCAUAAUGAAUAUAAUAACUCUUCCUCAUCAAUAUCUUACAGUUCAGACUCAGGAAAUAUUAAUCUACUAGAUAUUUUAAAAAAAAAAAAAAAAAAAAAAUCACAAAUAUUAUUUUCUACACAACAUAAAAUAUAUCAUCAUAACACCAAUCAAUCAAAGUUUAUAAAAAACGAGAACCUAAAUAAUCAACGUAACAACAAAAUGAAUAUAUCCAUUUAUAAAAAAAAUGAAAGAAAAAAUAUUUUUAAAUAUUUUUCAAAUAAUAUAGAAAAUCUAAAUAUUGAAAAUUAUGAAGCGUGGUCUUUAAAAGAAGUAAUUCAAUGGCUCCUACUAUGCUAUGUACCCAUCAAAUGGAUAAUAAGUUUUUAUAAAAAUAAUAUAACAGGUGAUAAAUUAAAAUAUAUUAAUAUAAAUACUGUCAGAAAUGAAUUGGGAAUUAUCGCAUAUGGACAUGCAAUUAAAAUAUUACAAUUAAUAAAAAAUCUACAAGUUAUGGCAUAUAAUAAAAAAUUCAAUAACUUUAUUCAAAUAGAAGAAUAUAAAAAUUAUAUCAGACAAAAGGAUAACAUAACAAAAAAAAAAAAAAAAAAAAGUAAAGAAAAAAAAAAAAAAUCAAACAACAUGCAUAAAAAAUAUAUACAUUUAGCUAUUCAUGAGAAUGUUAAAAAUAUAAAAAAUGAUACCUUUCAAUAUAAUAAUGAUAAUAUUAAUAAUUGUAAGAAUCAACAAAAUUAUAUUCAACAAAAUGAUUAUGAAAAUAUAAAUAUCAUGAAUAAAAAGAAUCUAUCAUUUAAAUAUGAUAAUAAUGAAAAAAAAAAAAAAAUUAUUAAAUGUAAAAAAAAUAAAUCAUUGGAAAAUUCAAAUUGCCAAUAUGAUUUAAUAAAUGAUUUAUCAAAAGAUAUAUGUAGUGAUAGUAUAUUUUAUAAUUCAUCAUCACAAACAACAUCAUCAUUAUCUUCUCCUUUAUCUUUUAAUAACAACUUUUCCGAUUCAUCUUCUUGCAGCUCUUUAGAACGUUUACCCUCAUAUGAAAAAAAAUUAUUAUCUUCAUCACAAUCAAAUAUAGAACACAUAAAAAACCUUCCUUUAGAUAUCUUAAGUAAUAAUAAUAAUAAUAAUAAUUCGGAAAAUAUAAAAAUAAAAAGAAGCAAAUCAAAAUAUAACAAUGAUAAAAAAAAAAAAAAAAAGAAACAAUUCUCAUUCAUUGUGAAUAAAUCAAGUUCUGAAGUGUCAUCUUCUCAUUCAUACACUUCUGAAUCAUAUUGUUAUAAUAUUAAUCCAUCCUUACAGUCAUCAUAUAACAAUUCUUUAGUAUCUUCUUGUAGUAUGUCUUCCACAUGUCCUUCUUCCUCCUCAUAUAUUUCUUCAUUAUGUUCAAAUGCAAGUAAUGAUAUUGUGAAUUUUAAUAGAAAUAAAAUAAUUAAAUAUUGUAAUAAUAUAUAUAUGAACACAAAAUUAGCAUAUUCAUAUAUGAAUGGUUUUAUAAUUCCACAUGAAGAUUUAAUAUUUAUACACCCUAUCGAAAAUUAUUAUAUAGACAAUACAAAUGAAAUAUAUAAUAUAAAUAAUACUUAUAUUAAAGAUAAUAUUAUUAAUCAUAACUUCUCAUUUAAUAAUAAAAAAAAAAAAUCCUUUAUAGAUAUAAACACAAAUAUAUUUUCAACAAACAAAGAAACAAAUAUAAAUAAUUUUGUGAAAUAUAAAAAAAUGAAAAGUAGAAUGUUUAAAGGUAAAUAUAUGGGCAAAGAAGUAGCUAUAAAAAUAUUAGUUGGAAAAAUAAAAAAUUUUAAAAAACUACAUCAAAUUUUAUAUAAUCUAUACAACAUGAGACAUUCAAAUUUUGUUCUUAUAAUGGGAGUUUCUAUACAUUAUCCUUUUAUUUUUAUUAUUUAUGAAUAUAUGAAAAAUAAGUGUCUCUUCUCAUACUUACAUUGUAUUAAAUAUAAACAUGUAUAUAUAAGCACUUUCUUUCAAAAGUAUAAGACAUUGUUAUAUAAUACACAACAAGAGGAAAUUAAAAAAAUAAACAAAAAAAAGAACAAAAAGAACAAAAAGAACAAAAAGAAUAAAAAGAACAAAAAGAACAAAGAUUAUAAUAAUAGUAAUAAGGAGGAGGAAGAUACUAAUGAGGAUCAAAAUAAUAUUGAUAAUCAAGAUACAUUUUUAGAUUUAUCACAAGAAAGUAAUAUAUCAAGUGAUGAUGAUAACUCCACAGAUAUUAGUCAAAUACAAAAAGAAAAUUUUAAUUACUUAAAUAACAAAAUUGAAGAAAAUAAAAAUUUUAAUUAUCAUGAUAAUACAAGUACUCUUUCUGAUCAUAGUAUAAAUAAUAUGAAACAAAGUUAUUAUAAUGUAUAUAAAAAGAAAAUUAAUAUAUUUAAUUACGAACAUAAUGUAUUAUGUGGCGCAUACGAUAAUAAUGAUAAUAAUAUGAAUCAUGACAAUAUGUAUGAUAAUAAUAUGUAUGAUAAUAAUAUGUAUGAUAAUAAUAUGUAUGAUAAUAAUAUGCAUGAUAAUAAUAUGUAUGAUAAUAACAUUUAUGACCAUCAUAAAAACACAUCAAUAAAUUCAAAGCAACAAAAUAUUCAUCAAAACAUUCAUCAAAACAUUCAACAAGACACUGAACAGAAUAAUGAAUGUUCCAGUUAUGCCUCACAAAUAAAAUAUAAUAUAAAAAAAAGUAAUUUCAAAAAUAAUAUUAUAUCACAUAAAAAUAUUCAAAAAUGUAAUGAAAUACAAAUAAAUCAACCAUAUACAUUUCCGCCUUAUCAAAAAGAAUUAUCAUCAUAUUUAAAAAAUGAAAAAGCAAAAAUGAAAAGAAAAGUUCUAUUUAGUUAUUUAAAAACUCAUGCACAUUUUAAUUCACAACAAGUUAAUGACCAAAAUGAUCGUCUAAGUGUUCAAAAAAUCAUGAAAAUUAUAACAGAUGUGACUUUGGCUUGCACAUAUUUAGAAAAGGAAAAGAUGAGUCCUAUAAAUUUAAAGCCAACCAAUAUAUUACUUGACGAAUCUCUGAAUGCUAAAAUAUCCGACUUUGGCAUAUCACAAAUAGAAGAAUGUCUCGAUAUGAAUAUUGAUUAUUCCUAUAUAGUUUCAGCAAACAGUGUCAUAAAAAUUAAUAAGAAAGAAUAUGAACAAAAGAACGCGAAAAAAAUGAAAAUUGUCAAGAAAAAAAAUAAUGAUUUAUUAUAUUUAUAUGAUCAUAAUAAUAAUGUCUAUAAAUAUAAUACACAAUAUAUUGAUGUUUCCCCUGAUAGUUCUUAUCCAUCCAUUUUUUAUUGGACACCCCCAGAAAUAUUAAGGGGGAAAAAAAAUAAAAAAUUUUAUUCAGAUAUUUAUGCUUUCGGAAUCAUACUUUGGGAAAUGCUAUCUAAUGACAUACCAUUCAAUUAUCCCUUUGCCUCACACAUUAUGGCUGCAGUUGGAUAUGCUAAUGAAGAAUUAUCCUUUAACAAUAUCCCAGUGUCAAUACAAAGUUUGAUAAAAGCAUGUGUAAAUAGAAAUAGAUAUAAAAGACCUACAUUUGAACAUAUAUUAAAAACAAUAUCUACGUUAUAUCAAAAGGCAAAUACCAAAGUAGAGGAUGCAUUAAUUUCAUUUAUGGAUGGAACAUAA
Plasmodium gaboni is the source of this 4203-nucleotide messenger RNA. Its product is annotated as putative protein kinase. Lineage: Eukaryota; Apicomplexa; Aconoidasida; Haemosporida; Plasmodiidae. The transcript has 8 exons. Gene Ontology annotation, biological process: protein phosphorylation. The record is from RefSeq and is a predicted model, not a curated record. Gene Ontology annotation, molecular function: ATP binding; protein binding; protein kinase activity. The coding region runs from base 1 to 4203 and encodes 1400 amino acids.